GCGCGGUCACCGUUCAAGCGCGCUCCGUCCCCGCCCCAGAUCCUGGGGGUUGAGCGGGGGAGAAGGGGCGGGCGCCUGCGAGCCGUGAAUCACCUCCUCCUCUUGCUGCCUCAGCGCCGCCACCUUUCCAUUCAGUCGCCCAACAUGGCUGGAGCGCUGCGGAGGUGAGCCGGCCGCCCGCCCGCAGACACCCCAGCCUACUACGCCAGUGUCCCGCGGCCCCGGCGGCGCCUCAGCUCUGCUGUGCGGAGGCCCAACGGCCCUGUCGCCGCCCGCCGCCAGCAUGUUGGGCGCCCCGGAUGAGAGCUCCGUGCGGGUGGCUGUCAGAAUAAGACCACAGCUUGCCAAAGAGAAGAUUGAAGGAUGCCAUAUUUGUACAUCUGUCACACCGGGAGAGCCUCAGGUCUUCCUAGGGAAAGAUAAGGCUUUUACUUUUGACUAUGUAUUUGACAUUGACUCCCAGCAAGAGCAGAUCUACAUUCAAUGUAUAGAAAAACUAAUUGAAGGUUGCUUCGAAGGAUACAAUGCUACAGUUUUUGCUUAUGGACAAACUGGAGCUGGUAAAACAUACACAAUGGGAACAGGCUUUGAUGUUAACAUUGUUGAGGAAGAACAGGGUAUUAUUUCUCGAGCUGUUAAACAUCUUUUUAAGAGUAUUGAAGAAAAAAAACACAUAGCAAUUAAAAAUGGGCUUCCUCCUCCAGAUUUUAAAGUGAAUGCCCAAUUCUUAGAGCUCUAUAAUGAAGAGGUCCUUGACUUAUUUGAUACCACUCGUGAUAUUGAUGCAAAAAAUAAAAAAUCAAGUAUAAGAAUUCAUGAAGAUUCAACUGGAGGAAUUUAUACUGUGGGCGUUACAACACGUACUGUGAAUACAGAAUCAGAGAUGAUGCAGUGUUUGAAGUUGGGUGCUUUAUCCCGGACAACUGCCAGUACCCAGAUGAAUGUUCAGAGCUCUCGUUCACAUGCCAUUUUUACCAUUCAUGUGUGUCAAACCAGAGUGUGUCCCCAAAUUGAUGCUGACAGUGCAACUGAUAAUAAAAUUAUUUCUGAAUCAGCACAGAUGAAUGAAUUUGAAACCCUGACUGCAAAGUUCCAUUUUGUUGAUCUCGCAGGGUCAGAAAGAUUGAAGCGUACUGGAGCUACAGGCGAGAGGGCAAAAGAAGGCAUUUCUAUCAACUGUGGACUUUUGGCGCUUGGCAAUGUAAUUAGUGCCUUGGGAGACAAGAGCAAGAGGGCCACACAUGUCCCCUACAGAGAUUCCAAGCUAACAAGACUACUACAGGAUUCCCUUGGGGGUAAUAGCCAAACAAUCAUGAUAGCAUGUGUCAGCCCUUCAGACAGAGACUUUAUGGAAACGUUAAACACCCUGAAAUAUGCCAAUCGAGCUAGAAAUAUCAAGAAUAAGGUGAUGAUCAAUCAGGACAGAGCUAGUCAGCAAAUCAAUGCACUUCGUAGUGAAAUCACACGACUUCAGAUGGAGCUCAUGGAGUACAAAACAGGUAAAAGAAUAAUUGACGAAGAGGGUGUGGAAAGCAUCAAUGACAUGUUCCAUGAGAAUGCUAUGCUACAGACUGAAAAUAAUAACCUGCGUGUAAGAAUUAAAGCCAUGCAAGAGACAGUUGAUGCAUUGAGGUCCAGAAUUACACAGCUUGUUAGUGAUCAGGCCAACCAUGUUCUUGCCAGAGCAGGUGAAGGAAAUGAGGAGAUUAGUAACAUGAUUCAUAGUUAUAUAAAAGAAAUCGAAGAUCUCAGGGCAAAAUUAUUAGAAAGUGAAGCAGUGAAUGAGAACCUUCGAAAAAACUUGACAAGAGCCACAGCAAGAGCGCCAUAUUUCAGUGGAUCAUCAACUUUUUCUCCUACUAUACUAUCCUCAGACAAAGAAACCAUUGAAAUUAUAGACCUAGCAAAGAAAGAUUUAGAGAAGUUGAAAAGAAAAGAAAAGAGGAAGAAAAAAAGUGUGGCUGGUAAAGAGGAUAAUACAGACACUGAUCAAGAGAAGAAAGAAGAAAAGGGUGCUUCAGAAAGAGAAAACAAUGAAUUAGAAGUGGAAGAAAGUCAAGAAGUGAGUGAUCAUGAGGAUGAAGAAGAGGAGGAGGAGGAGGAGGAAGAUGACAUUGAAGGUGGUGAAAGUUCUGAUGAAUCAGAUUCUGAAUCAGAUGAAAAAGCCAAUUAUCAAGCAGACUUGGCAAACAUUACUUGUGAAAUUGCAAUUAAGCAAAAGCUGAUUGAUGAACUAGAAAACAGCCAGAAAAGACUGCAGACUCUGAAAAAGCAGUAUGAAGAGAAGCUAAUGAUGCUGCAACAUAAAAUUCGGGACACUCAGCUUGAAAGAGACCAGGUGCUUCAAAACUUAGGCUCAGUAGAAUCUUACUCAGAAGAAAAAGCAAAAAAAGUUAGGUCUGAAUAUGAAAAGAAACUCCAAGCCAUGAAUAAAGAACUGCAGAGGCUUCAAGCAGCUCAAAAAGAACAUGCAAGGUUGCUUAAAAAUCAGUCUCAGUAUGAAAAGCAAUUGAAGAAAUUGCAGCAGGAUGUGAUGGAAAUGAAAAAAACAAAGGUUCGCCUAAUGAAGCAAAUGAAAGAAGAACAAGAGAAAGCCAGACUGACUGAGUCUAGAAGAAACAGAGAGAUUGCUCAGUUGAAAAAGGAUCAACGUAAAAGAGAUCAUCAACUUAGACUUCUGGAAGCCCAAAAAAGAAACCAAGAAGUGGUUCUACGUCGCAAAACGGAAGAGGUUACAGCUCUUCGUCGGCAAGUAAGACCCAUGUCAGAUAAAGUGGCUGGGAAAGUUACUCGGAAGCUGAGUUCAUCUGAUGCCCCUGCUCAGGACACAAGUUCCAGUGCAGCUGCUGUUGAAACAGAUGCAUCAAGGACAGGAGUCCAGCAGAAAAUGAGAAUUCCUGUGGCGAGAGUCCAGGCCUUACCAGCGCCUGCAACAAAUGGAACCAGGAAAAAAUAUCAGAGGAAAGGAUUGACUGGCCGAGUGUUUAUUUCCAAGACAGCCCGCAUGAAGUGGCAGCUCCUUGAGCGCAGAGUCACAGACAUCAUCAUGCAGAAGAUGACCAUUUCCAACAUGGAGGCAGAUAUGAAUAGACUCCUCAAGCAACGGGAGGAACUGACAAAAAGACGAGAGAAACUUUCAAAAAGAAGGGAGAAGAUAGUUAAGGAGAAUGGAGAGGGAGAUAAAAAUGUGGCUAAUAUCAAUGAAGAGAUGGAGUCACUGAUUGCUAAUAUAGAUUACAUCAACGACAGUAUUUCUGAUUGUCAAGCCAACAUAAUGCAGAUGGAAGAAGCAAAGGAAGAAGGUGAGACAUUGGAUGUUACUGCAGUCAUUAAUGCCUGCACCCUUACAGAAGCUCGAUACCUGCUAGAUCACUUCCUGUCAAUGGGCAUUAAUAAGGGUCUUCAGGCCGCCCAGAAAGAGGCUCAAAUUAAAGUACUGGAAGGUCGACUCAAACAAACAGAAAUAACCAGUGCUACCCAAAACCAGCUCUUAUUCCAUAUGUUGAAAGAGAAGGCAGAAUUAAAUCCCGAGCUAGAUGCUUUACUAGGCCAUGCUUUACAAGAAAACAUAGAGGAUAGUACUGAUGAGGAUGCACCUUUAAACAGCCCAGGAUCAGAAGGAAGCACACUGUCUUCAGAUCUCAUGAAGCUUUGUGGUGAAGUGAAACCUAAGAGCAAGGCCCGAAGGAGAACCACCACUCAGAUGGAAUUGCUGUAUGCAGAUAGCAGUGAACUAGCUUCAGAUACUAGUACAGGAGAUGCCUCCUUGCCUGGCCCUCUUACACCUGUUGCAGAAGGGCAAGAGAUUGGAAUGAAUACAGAGACAAGUGGUACUUCUGCUAGGGAAAAAGAGCUCUCUCCCCCACCUGGCUUACCUUCUAAGAUAGGCAGCAUUUCCAGGCAGUCAUCUCUACCAGAAAAAAAAAUUCCAGAGCCUUCUCCUGUAACAAGGAGAAAGGCAUAUGAGAAAGCAGAAAAAUCAAAGACCAAGGAACAAAAGCACUCAGAUUCUGGAACUUCAGAGGCUAGUCUUUCACCUCCUUCUUCCCCACCAAGCCGGCCCCGUAAUGAACUGAAUGUUUUUAAUCGUCUUACUGUUUCUCAGGGAAACACAUCAGUUCAGCAGGAUAAGGGCAUAAUCAACCCAUUUCCAGCUUCAAAAGGAAUCAGAGCUUUUCCACUUCAAUGUAUUCACAUAGCUGAAGGACAUACAAAAGCUGUGCUCUGUGUGGAUUCUACUGAUGAUCUCCUCUUCACUGGAUCGAAAGAUCGUACUUGUAAAGUAUGGAAUCUGGUGACUGGGCAGGAAAUAAUGUCACUAGGGGGUCAUCCCAACAAUGUCGUGUCUGUAAAAUAUUGUAAUUAUACCAGUUUGGUCUUCACUGUAUCAACAUCUUAUAUUAAGGUGUGGGAUAUCAGAGAUUCAGCAAAGUGCAUUCGGACACUGACGUCUUCAGGUCAAGUUACUCUUGGAGAUGCUUGUUCUGCAAGUACCAGUCGAACAGUAGCUAUUCCUUCUGGAGAGAACCAGAUCAAUCAAAUUGCCCUAAACCCAACUGGCACCUUCCUCUAUGCUGCUUCCGGAAAUGCUGUCAGGAUGUGGGAUCUUAAAAGGUUUCAGUCUACAGGAAAGUUAACAGGACACCUAGGCCCUGUUAUGUGCCUUACUGUGGAUCAGAUUUCCAAUGGACAAGAUCUAAUCAUCACUGGCUCCAAGGAUCAUUACAUCAAAAUGUUUGAUGUUACAGAAGGAGCUCUUGGUACUGUGAGUCCUACCCACAAUUUUGAACCCCCUCAUUAUGAUGGCAUAGAAGCACUAACCAUUCAAGGGGAUAACCUAUUUAGCGGGUCUAGAGAUAAUGGAAUCAAGAAAUGGGACUUAACUCAAAAAGACCUUCUUCAGCAAGUUCCAAAUGCACAUAAGGAUUGGGUCUGUGCCCUGGGAGUAGUGCCAGACCACCCAGUUUUGCUCAGUGGCUGCAGAGGGGGCAUUUUGAAAGUCUGGAACAUGGAUACUUUUAUGCCAGUUGGAGAGAUGAAAGGUCAUGAUAGUCCUAUCAAUGCCAUAUGUGUUAAUUCCACCCACAUUUUUACUGCAGCUGAUGAUCGAACUGUGAGAAUUUGGAAGGCUCGCAAUUUGCAAGAUGGUCAGAUCUCUGACACAGGAGAUCUGGGGGAAGAUACUGCCAGUAAUUAAACAUGAGUGAAGAUAAGUUGUAAACUGAAUGCUGUGAUAAUACUCUGUAUUCUUUAUGGAAAAUUUCCUGCACUUAUUAGGCAAAACGUAUGAAUGGGAUUAACUGGAAAAUAUAUCUGAAUUCAACUGCUGACUAUAAAUUAUAUUCUAAUAAAAUUGUGUACUAUCCUGUGUGCUUAGUUUUAAGAUCAACCAGUAGAUAUAUAUCCUACAAUUGACAUAUUGCUUUAUUCGCACUUUUAUUGUGGCUGAAUUUUUGUGCCUAUCUAUAAAACACACCUUCAAAUUAUUUGAAUUACAAGACGUCUGCUUUUGUGACAGUCAGAAAACACACCUGGAAUACAAUGCAACCCACUGUUAACUCAUUCAUAUAGUUUAUUCAAAUGAUUUAUGUAUUUAAACAUAUUGAAAAUGUUAGUCAAAUUGUGGUUUGCUUGUCAGGUAUUUUUAUCAGUCUGUAGAGGGUUCCCAAAUUUCAAAGCUCUUUUAAUGUAAUGGACAAAAAUAAGAUAUGAGAAUAUUAUUGAUGAAUUUUCAUAAGGUGGAAUUGAUCUUAAUCUACUAACAGAGAAGGGUAAACAGUUUGUGUUAAAUGUUGGCAUUUACUUGUAUUGACCAAAGUUUUGCAGCUCUACCAUAUUCUGUGCUCAGGACUAAAAUGCUGUUAAAUUGUUGGGUUUUUUUUUUUUUUUUUUUUUUUUUUUCCAGUGCUGUGCAUAUUUUCUGUGAUGGGAAACAUUGUUGAUGUCCUAACAGAAAUAUAUUUUGAUCUAUUUUCCUAUGGAGUUGUUUCUAUUAUCACCAUUUAAUUUUGUUUUUAUUUAAUAGUAGUAUUUCCUUCCCUUUUAUCUAAUUUUUUAUAUGCUGCUAAAUAUAUUUUAAAUACACUAUGUUUGCAAACCUUGGUAGCUAUGGUGAGAACUAUUAUCAUCUGUGGUGGAAAAAGCUAUGUAAAUAGGUAGAUUAUAUAGAGAGACUAUCUUGUGUUGUGCGUGUAUGAAUUUUUAAAAGCUGUUGAUUGGAUUUUGCAAAAGGAUGUAUAAUAUUUCUGUCUGCCUAGAAUAUUAAUUUGUAAAUUCUGCAAGUUUAAUUUUUAGUGGAUGGUAUAACAUUUGAAAAUAUUGUCUUACGUGAUUUUUUUCCCCUGAAAAUAUUUGCUUGUAAAUGAAAACUUAGCUAGGGCUUAAAUAAACAUGUUGCUAUGAAAUUA
Molecule: messenger RNA, 6407 nt
Organism: Piliocolobus tephrosceles (Ugandan red Colobus)
Lineage: Eukaryota; Metazoa; Chordata; Mammalia; Primates; Cercopithecidae
Gene: KIF21A
Product: kinesin family member 21A
Exons: 34
Coding region: 284-5197 (1637 amino acids)
Biological process (GO): microtubule-based movement; mitotic spindle organization; spindle elongation
Cellular component (GO): microtubule associated complex
Molecular function (GO): microtubule binding; microtubule motor activity; ATP binding
Source: RefSeq, a predicted model, not a curated record